AGUCCGUGAAGGCUCAGCUCUGCGAUACACCUUGGUCUGUGUGUCUCAACCAAGACAACAGUCACCAACCAUGAUGAGGAUUAAUGUGUUUGUUUUUUUCUUAGUGUUCCGUCUUCACAAGGCACAGGAACUUGUUAAUGAGUUUUAUCCUCUUGUUGAGAAAGGUCCAAUCAGUUUUGUGGACCCUACACAGAGCAAUCAAACCAGGCUGAUGGUGAAAGAACCUUCACUGCCCAUCAAUGAACUUCUAGAAAAGAGCAGCAGAACCGGCGAGUCCAAAUUCUCCCUCCAUCCUUUACCUUCUGCUGUCUGGCCAAAGCACAAUGACCUCGCACCCCUCCCUCGCCACCAUGGUGUCCACAACAAGAGCAAGCGAGGCCCUAAAAGUGAGCACUUACUGGAACUGAACACGGAUAAAACCAGAGGAGAAACAGCCGGUCUCCUUCCCAAACCUUCUCUGACGGCGUCAACAGCUGCGGCCGCCAACCGCACCGCUCAGAGCGGCAUGAGUCCCCCUCAACCCACCCAGCCGGAGGGCUAUCCCAACUCCAGGCCCAGGAGCCCCGCUCAUGCACAACCUGCUCCGGCACCUUCUCCUCGCAAAGACCCCCCAAAUAGACGCCUGGACCCAGAGGAGAACCGCCCGGGGAAAGCCGGUCUCUACCAAACCGGAAUUGGCGCGGCGCCGCCUCGAAACAACAGCCGGCCGCCCGUCAGCUUCAACCGUCGCUCCUCCAGCCUCCUGUACCAAUUUGACAUCCUCAGACGAGAGUCCGACCUCACCCAUGACGCCUUCUGCAUGAGUGAGUGCAGGAAGGAGAAGGAUGAGAAGGAUUAUUACUGCUACAGCGAGUUUGCUGUCAACGGGGUCGUCCACGACAUUGAUGUGCUGCGUAAAGGGAUUCGUCUCAUUACUCUGAUGGUGAGCAGCGACGGUUUCUACAAGAUGAGUCGCCUCUACGCCACCCCUGACAGCUUCUUCUUCAAAGUGCGGCUUCUGGUCCUGGACACUUACAAGUGCAGCAAACCGUGUCCUGAUAUCAAACUUGGAACCCGAUACAUCGUAAUGGGCCAAAUCCACCACCGGAGGCGGCAUCUUCCAAACGACCUCCUGAACCUGCUCGGGGGCCGCCUAAAACCAGGCGACGGUAUCCUCAGGAGCAGCAACUAUGUGAAAAGGUUCAACAAACGGAAGCACCAGAAGGUCCUGGAGGCCACCCGCUCCAAGUGUCGGUGAACCCGAACCUGAGACUGUCGCCCGACUUGCAAGGGAAGAGACAUUGCAUAUUAAUGUGAAUCGCUUCUAAAUAACCCUCGAGUAUUAUUACACCAGAAGAAGGUCCAAGAGGCAACACGAGUAGCGAUUAGCAAGUUUGUCUCCCGAUCGAGAUGCAGUGGGUUCGAAUCUCAGCUCCGAACUUCCUGUGUGGACUUUGUAUGGUCUCCCGAUGGUCACAUAGGCUUUCUCCAGGUACUCCAGCUACCUCCCACAUUCCAAAAUUAUGCACGUUUAGUUCAUCAAAGACUCUAAAUUGUCCAUAGGUAUGAAUGGGAGUAUGAAUGUUUGUUUGUCAACAUGUGCCCUGCGGCUGACAGGGAUUUGCUCCAAUUUAGACCAUGAACAAUUGCGACAAGAAAAUAGAUGGAGGAAAGAAGGAAAAGACAAAAGUAAAUGGAUUCACUUUUCCAUGGAACCCCGUGACGUGCAUUAUCACCAUCCAUCAUUUAACUAAAAAUACCACCACGUGUUCUUUUUUUAUAGUUUCCCAAUCUACUUUGGUACUAUUUACAGCAUUAGCUCAGUAAUUGAUAUUCAAACACCACCUGACCUCUUCAUUGAUUCAUGGCUGGCACAUGAAGCUAAAAAGGGUAUAAAAUUGGCCCGUAUCCAGAAGGGAACUUUCAGACUAAACACAACAUAUAAUCCACAUAUUCCAUUGCUCUGUUCUGGUAUUAGGCAGCUACUGUAGAUCUACUGUAUGUAAUGCCUCUUAAUUGCUACAAAUGCAAACCGCACCAUUAUGGUUGUCAUCGGUGAGCGGGAAAUGCAUUUUUGAUGUUACAUGGACUAAAAUACGGCAUUAAAGAAAUUCAGUACAAGUAACCUCAUGCAGUACCCGUUUUAGACAUGAGAAGAAAAAGAUGCCUUUGUUGUGUUCAUCCAAUUCCAACGUUUUGUGUGACAUUUAAAGAUCAUGCAUUAUUGACCAAGUGUUGCCUCAGCUUUGCUCAACGACGCAAUGGCAGUCUGAACAUCUCUCCAGCAACCCAUCACAACUUUUAUGCUGUGGUCCUCCACUUUAGAGUCCUCAAUCUAAUUUGUUGCCCUAGUUAAAAAUAAAAAGAUGCGUGUUGGACUAUAGAAGUAUGUUUGUUUUCCGCCCCUGCGUUUCACGGAAGGGUGAUUAUUUGCACUCAAUAUUGCAUACAGAUGAAAUUAUUAAACUGAUUAUUUUGUACCCUUGGAUGCCACUUAAAUGUAUCAUGUUACUUAGUGAGAUGGCUCGAGCCUCCAAAAGAGUUUGGUCUCUGAAUGUUUGUCAGCUGGUCCGCUGGGUCCCCAGGCCGUGGAAGAAGCAUCUAUCUGGGAUCAGCGCUGGAGGGCUGUUGGUGGUGGUGGUGUAGGGUGGGGUGGGGGUAUGGGGGAGGAAACAGGAGCCCGCUGCACAUCUUGGCCACCAUCACAGUGGGAGAACAUUCCUCAUCAAGGGGUGUAGUGGAGAAAGAAAAUAAGGAGUGAGGGGGAGGUGUAAUUUGCAACUUGCGUGAUGUGUAAUUGCACCAAAGCCACAUGGAGGAAGUAUGUGUUUGGUAGGGGGGCUGAAAACAUAUUGAGCUUGUGGUCAUCUCUCAGCAUCCACUCCAGCCUCUGUGUUUAUUUGGCACUUUGGCGGAUGGACGGAGUAGCCCAGUGGUGUGAAAAUGAAAGGUCACCGUGGGAAAUGUGAUCAAAGGAGAGUUGGUGUGGGCUUGUCAACACUAAGGAUUCAUUGAUCAUGCCGAGCUUGGCUGUCUCGAUUCAUGGUUUCAUGCUUAGGGAGAGGAGUUGGAGCAAAGUUUCAUGAACCCCGUUUGCCCAAGCUUUAUCAUGACAUGGAAAAAGAAGUCAUUUAGUGUAUUUAAUUUGUAGAGGUAUACCCCAAGGUUAUGUCCUGGACCCCACUCUGUAUCUUAGCACAGGAGAUGCCAAUACUACGCCCAAAAAGUUAGGGAUAAGUGGCUAUCAUGUGAAAUUUCAGGAUCACCAUAAAACGUAUAAAUCACAAAUUCUUCAUUCCUAUAAGUAUAUAUAAAAUCAUUCAUUCAUUCAUGGAAGAGGAAAAUGAUGAUGAAAUAUUUCAACAAAGGAUCGUUCAUUUGAUAUAGAACCUCAAUACACUUCCAAACAAAUUCAAGCACACCUACAGACACAAGGUACAAAUCUGUCAUCAUUUGAAUGAAAGGGACACGAUGGUAGGAGACCCAAGAGGACCCCACU
Molecule: messenger RNA, 3478 nt
Organism: Hippocampus zosterae (dwarf seahorse)
Lineage: Eukaryota; Metazoa; Chordata; Actinopteri; Syngnathiformes; Syngnathidae
Product: UPF0450 protein C17orf58-like
Exons: 5
Coding region: 71-1237 (388 amino acids)
Molecular function (GO): protein binding
Source: RefSeq, a predicted model, not a curated record